Molecule: messenger RNA, 2166 nt
Organism: Huiozyma naganishii CBS 8797
Lineage: Eukaryota; Fungi; Ascomycota; Saccharomycetes; Saccharomycetales; Saccharomycetaceae
Gene: RIM13
Product: Rim13p
Exons: 1
Coding region: 1-2166 (721 amino acids)
Source: RefSeq, a predicted model, not a curated record
AUGGAAAGUAUAUCUGCCUACAAAAGCGGUGCUAUUGUGGAGCAUGCUGAUAUAUGGGAUGACGUUAAUUGUUUGUGGGGAUACAUUUAUGAAGACCGAAAAGCUGAGAAGUGCUCUAUACAAUUCCAUUCUUUAUUACAACGAGCUCAGCGGACAAAAGAUCCUCGACUGGUGAAAUGCCUAAUGUCACUAAAUGCAGCAAUGAAGAGUACCGACAAUGAGCGAAAACUUUUACUGCGAACGUCCAAAGUAGGCCAAAAAUUAUACCUACCGAUAAAUAUCCAUAAUGCAACACCAAUUCCUCAAAACCCAGAGUCAAAUUGUGUUUCCCUAGGAGCAGCAAACAAUUUAAGCUUGAAAUAUCGAUUUCUCAAAACUUUAACUGCCGAUCCCAAUUACGAUGCUAUACAACAGUCACCAGAUAUUCCAGAUUGCUCUUUAGUGGCGUCACUUAUUAACAUUAGAAAGUCAUCAAUUAACCUACCCCCAAUUGAACUACUUCCAACUAUGCACUAUAACAUUAACUUACAUUUCAACGGAUCUGACGAGAGGUUGGUUUCUGUUGAUCCGAAAAACAUACCAACAACUGAGGACAGUUCCCAAUUAUCUUUAAGGAGUUCAAAUAUUGAGGAUAAAAUUGUGGAAUUAGCGUAUUUACAAGUCAUAGGUGGAACAUAUAUGGCAGAGGGUUCAAAUGCUGCGAUUGAUACCUUCAGAAUUACUGGUUUUCUACCAGAAGUGGUUGUUAGCACUAAAUAUGACUUCAAAACACUAAAGAAUUUCUUUAACAGUGGGUCUUGCCUGAUGGCAGUUGGCACUGGCAAAGAAUCUGGGGCAUUACGUGACACGUUGCUGGCCAACCAUGACUACUGUAUUGAAUACAUUGAUACAGAUAACAAAGAAAUUUCAUUACUAGAUCCGUUGGAUUCAGAACUCCGCAUCAAAAUAUCUGCAGAUGACUUUCGAAGGAAAAUCCAACAGGUGUACAUUAACUGGGACUAUCACCAACUUUUUGCCCACAGACAAUCGUUCACCUUUUUUUACGAUUCGGCUCAGUGCAAUAAGUUUAGUAGCAAUAUCGACAAACCGCUGUUUGAAGUGGUCAAUACUUCGACUGGGCGUGAAUCUGUUUGGAUAUUACUUGAAACGCAUAUAAGUGAGAGCAAAGAGGCCCGCACCCAAGAUAUUGCCUACUUGACGAAUUAUUUUGAUAGUGAUAUUUUCAAAAAAAUAUACAUACCUGAAGGUUCAGCAGCGGACCUCGGAUUGCAUUUGCUCAAACUUGAAUUAAAACCUCUUGAAAAGUAUAAAUUGCUAUGCUAUUCUAGCAGUUCGCAUUAUUUCACCAUCCAUUUGCAUUCCAUUUUACCAAAUAUCAAAUUUACAAGAGCAUCACAAAGACGUAAUGCAGCUUCUGUCCAUUUUGAGGAAGAGAUAUCAAGCUUGAAUACGACAUACGCCUCUCCUUACUAUUUCACCAAUCCAGCAUUUAAGCUGAAAAUUGAAAAUCCAAAGGGAACAAAAGCCCCACUUAAUGUGGAUCUACAACUGCUUUCUGAGAUGAAACACCUUCCAUUGAACCUCCAGAUAUUUGAAUAUUCUGAUUGGCGGCUACAGAAACCCAUCUUGUUUGACAACUAUUACGACCCUCAGCAUUAUAACAGGUUUGGACUCCCGCUGAAUACAAGCAUCGAUUACGUAGUGGUGUGUUCGUGCCAGAGUGACCUUGUUUCUCACGAGUCCUUUAAAUUGGUGGCUUCUACCAGCUCGAGCAAAGAAGAAUGUACGAUGACAUUGGAACAGGUUUCGUUGAAAUAUGGCGGACUCCUACACCAACAGUCGAUGAAUAUUCUAUUUGAGCAAGGGAGAACAAGAGUAAAAGUAUCUUUAGCAUGUGACCAUAACAAUGAGUACUUAAUUCGUGUGAUACCUGACCCUGGAACCUCCGUCGGUGUCGCGUGUAGUAUUUUUGAGGAAAAAACACACUCGGAGAUAUACCACGACAAACAGUUUUACGAUAAAGGUAUACUCAUCCCUCAUUUACGCAUCGACCAGACGCAUUCACCGGUGCUUCUCUUGGAACUGGAGGAUAUUCCGCUAACAGAGGCGAAAUUUUCCAUAUUUGUUGGUUCCCGGUGGAAGGUUACGUUGUCUCCUCAUCCGUAA